Panthera uncia (snow leopard) is the source of this 4130-nucleotide messenger RNA. RefSeq names its product actinin alpha 4 (gene ACTN4). Gene Ontology annotation, cellular component: cell junction; plasma membrane; cell projection. NCBI's taxonomy places the organism in Eukaryota, Metazoa, Chordata, Mammalia, Carnivora, Felidae. The coding region runs from base 120 to 2855 and encodes 911 amino acids. Gene Ontology annotation, biological process: actin cytoskeleton organization; muscle cell development. The record is from RefSeq and is a predicted model, not a curated record. Gene Ontology annotation, molecular function: actin filament binding; calcium ion binding. The transcript has 21 exons.
UGGGGGAGGGCGGGCUGAAGCAGCUGAAGCGGCGGCGGCGGCGGCGGCGGAGGCUCGGGCAGAGGGGCGGGAGCUGCGGCGGGAGCGGACGGGCUGGUGGGCGAGCAAGAGGCGGCGGAAUGGUGGACUACCACGCGGCGAACCAGUCGUACCAGUACGGCCCCAGCAGCGGGGGCAAUGGCGCCGGCGGCGGAGGCAGCAUGGGCGACUACAUGGCCCAAGAAGACGACUGGGACCGGGACCUGCUGCUGGACCCGGCCUGGGAGAAGCAGCAGCGCAAGACGUUCACAGCCUGGUGCAACUCCCACCUGAGGAAGGCUGGCACACAGAUCGAGAACAUCGACGAGGACUUUCGAGACGGGCUCAAGCUCAUGCUCCUUCUGGAGGUCAUUUCAGGUGAGCGGUUACCUAAGCCGGAGCGGGGCAAGAUGAGAGUGCACAAAAUCAACAAUGUGAACAAAGCCCUAGACUUCAUCGCCAGCAAAGGAGUCAAGCUGGUCUCCAUCGGAGCAGAAGAGAUUGUGGACGGCAAUGCAAAGAUGACCCUGGGAAUGAUCUGGACCAUCAUCCUCAGGUUCGCCAUCCAGGACAUCUCUGUGGAAGAGACCUCCGCCAAGGAAGGGCUGCUUCUCUGGUGCCAGAGGAAGACGGCCCCAUACAAGAACGUCAACGUGCAGAACUUCCACAUCAGCUGGAAGGAUGGCCUUGCCUUCAAUGCGCUGAUCCACCGACACAGACCCGAGCUGAUCGAGUAUGACAAGCUGAGAAAGGAUGACCCUGUCACCAACCUGAACAAUGCCUUUGAAGUGGCCGAGAAAUAUCUAGACAUCCCCAAGAUGUUGGAUGCAGAGGAUAUUGUAGGCACUCUGAGGCCAGAUGAGAAAGCCAUCAUGACUUACGUGUCCUGCUUCUACCACGCUUUCUCGGGGGCUCAAAAGGCGGAGACUGCUGCCAACCGGAUCUGCAAGGUGCUGGCCGUGAACCAGGAGAAUGAGCACCUCAUGGAAGAUUAUGAGAGGCUGGCCAGCGACCUCCUGGAGUGGAUCCGACGCACCAUCCCCUGGCUGGAGGACCGCGUGCCGCAGAAGACCAUGCAGGAGAUGCAGCAGAAGCUGGAAGACUUCCGGGACUACCGGCGCGUCCACAAGCCGCCCAAGGUGCAGGAGAAGUGCCAGCUGGAGAUCAACUUCAACACACUGCAGACCAAGCUGCGCCUCAGCAACCGGCCUGCCUUCAUGCCCUCCGAGGGCAGGAUGGUCUCGGAUAUCAAUAAUGGCUGGCAGCACCUGGAGCAGGCAGAGAAAGGCUACGAGGAGUGGCUGCUGAAUGAGAUCCGCAGGCUGGAGCGGCUCGACCACCUGGCAGAGAAGUUCCGGCAGAAGGCCUCCAUCCACGAGGCCUGGACCGACGGAAAGGAGGCCAUGCUGAAGCAUCGGGACUACGAGACGGCCACCCUGUCAGACAUCAAAGCCCUCAUCCGAAAGCACGAGGCCUUCGAGAGCGACCUGGCCGCACACCAGGACCGCGUGGAGCAGAUCGCAGCAAUUGCCCAAGAGCUCAAUGAGUUGGACUACUAUGACUCCCACAAUGUCAACACCCGGUGCCAGAAGAUCUGCGACCAGUGGGACGCCCUUGGCUCUCUGACCCACAGCCGCAGGGAAGCCCUGGAGAAAACAGAGAAGCAGCUGGAGACCAUUGACCAGCUGCAUCUGGAGUACGCCAAGCGGGCAGCCCCCUUCAACAACUGGAUGGAGAGUGCCAUGGAGGACCUGCAGGACAUGUUCAUUGUCCACACCAUCGAGGAGAUCGAGGGCCUGAUCUCCGCCCACGACCAGUUCAAGUCGACACUGCCAGAUGCCGACAGGGAGCGGGAGGCCAUCCUGGCCAUCCACAAGGAGGCCCAGAGGAUCGCCGAGAGCAACCACAUCAAACUGUCGGGCAGUAACCCCUAUACCACCGUCACCCCGCAGAUCAUCAACUCCAAGUGGGAGAAGGUGCAACAGCUGGUGCCCAAGCGGGACCACGCCCUCCUAGAGGAGCAGAGCAAGCAGCAGUCCAACGAGCACCUCCGCCGCCAGUUCGCCAGCCAGGCCAACGUCGUGGGGCCCUGGAUCCAGACCAAGAUGGAGGAGAUCGGGCGCAUCUCCAUCGAGAUGAACGGGACCCUGGAGGACCAGCUGAACCACCUGAAGCGCUACGAGCGCAGCAUCGUGGACUACAAGCCGAAUCUGGACCUGCUCGAGCAACAGCACCAGCUCAUCCAGGAGGCGCUCAUCUUCGACAACAAGCACACCAACUACACCAUGGAGCACAUCCGCGUGGGCUGGGAGCAGCUGCUCACCACCAUCGCCCGCACCAUCAACGAGGUGGAGAACCAGAUCCUCACCCGCGAUGCCAAGGGCAUCAGCCAGGAGCAGAUGCAGGAGUUCCGGGCGUCCUUCAACCACUUCGACAAGGACCACGGCGGGGCGCUGGGGCCGGAGGAGUUCAAGGCCUGCCUCAUCAGCCUGGGCUACGACGUGGAAAAUGACCGGCAGGGUGACGCUGAGUUCAACCGCAUCAUGAGUGUGGUUGACCCCAACCACAGCGGCCUCGUGACCUUCCAAGCCUUCAUUGACUUCAUGUCAAGGGAGACCACCGACACAGACACGGCUGACCAAGUCAUUGCCUCCUUCAAGGUCCUGGCAGGGGACAAGAACUUCAUCACGGCCGAGGAGCUGCGGAGAGAACUGCCCCCCGACCAGGCCGAGUACUGCAUCGCUCGCAUGGCGCCGUACCAGGGCCCUGAUGCUGUGCCUGGCGCCCUCGACUAUAAGUCCUUCUCCACAGCCCUGUACGGAGAGAGUGACCUGUGAGGCCCCCACUGGAGAAACCCCAACCGAACGCCCCCUCCUCACAGCCUCCAGGAGGGGCUGGGGGAGCCCUCGGCCCUUCUCCCCGCUGUGGGGGCCUCCCAGGUCCUGUUCCUCUGACUCUGUAUCUAUGCAAAGCACUCUGUCAGUUCUUUCCAGGGGGGUGGGGGUGGGGGUGGGGGGUGGGGUGGGCAGGGAGGGGCUGGGGCAGGCUCUCUCCUCUCUCUUUGUCUGUUGGCCCCCUCCCCCUGCAUAGAGGUGAGGGAGACUUUCGGGGUCAGCGCUUCUGGUCUGGUAAAUAUAUAUGAUGUGUUGUUUUGUUUUUUAACUAUGUGGAGGGGACCGUGGAUUCCCACAGCAAAACAGGUCCCCUCCAGGCCCUAGGAAUGCCCCCCACACUUUGUCCCUUCCCCUUGCCUACCCCCACCCACCACCACCACCACCACCACCACCACCACCACCACGAGGUCCCUUCAAGGCCUCCCACAUCCAGGCCAAAGCCCUACGUGCCUUGUCCAGGAAUCGCCCUGGCCUGCCGUGGGCCCUGCAGUGGGCCCAGCAGAGGGCGACACAGCUGCCCGACAGGAAAGAGGACCCCGCCUCGCUCCCUUCUUCCCUCUCCCCUCACCUGCGAUUGCCAGGAGAUGAGGGGGUGCAACUCAGCACCCUCCUUUUCUGCAAUGGAGGAGUAGGGUUGGGCAGACCAGCCUCUCACCCCCACCCCCAGCCAGCCCCCGCCUUGCUUUGUCCAGACAUGUAUAUCUCUCAGAUUUUUCUAAGGACCAAAAAGCAAAAACAAAAAAACAAAAAAACAAAAAAAACAAAAAAAAGAAAAAACACAAAACAACAAAAACAAAAAAUGCACACACAAGAAAAACCUAUAAAAAAGGAAUUAAAAACUUUCAGAGAAUUACUAUUUACUUUAUGAACUUACGGAUUUAUUAUAUAAAUAUAUAUUCACCUAGCAACACAUCCUUGCCGCCUUCUGCUCUCAUGAUGAAGACAUAGCUGAUCUGCUGCCCUCCCCCAGCCCCUUCCCGCUUUUCCUCUCUGCCGUCUGUCAUUGGGCAUGGGUCUCUGGGGACCCUCCCGAGGUGGAGGGUGGGCUGCUGGCCUGGCCGCCUGUUAGUUGAUGGGUUUUGCUCCCUCCCCCUCCUCCCCCCUCCCCAUUUUUGAGUUUAUUCUGAUUGAUUUGAUUAUUUUUUUUUUUCUCGGUUUCUGGAUAAACCACCCUUCUUGGGGACAGGAUAAUAAAACAUGUAAUAUUUUUCAGAAGGA